This is a messenger RNA of Fukomys damarensis (Damara mole-rat), 1235 nucleotides long. It is a transcript of the gene Psmb11, whose product is annotated as proteasome subunit beta 11. Lineage: Eukaryota; Metazoa; Chordata; Mammalia; Rodentia; Bathyergidae. The transcript has a single exon. The coding region runs from base 1 to 900 and encodes 299 amino acids. Gene Ontology annotation, molecular function: threonine-type endopeptidase activity. Gene Ontology annotation, cellular component: proteasome core complex. The record is from RefSeq and is a predicted model, not a curated record.
AUGGCUCUGCAGGAUGUGUGCAAGUGGCAGUCCCACUUCCAGGGACCAUCCCCUCACUUGCCUCAGGCUGGCUGCUGGGCUGUGCCCCGGGGCUGUGACCCUCAGUCCUUCCUGAGGAUUUAUGGCCCUAGGCUGGCCCACGGCACCACCACCCUGGCCUUCCGCUUCCGGCAUGGUGUUAUUGCUGCAGCUGACACGCGUUCCUCCUGUGGCAGCUAUGUGGCCUGUCCAACUUCGCUCAAGGUCAUCCCUGUGCACCAGCACCUCUUGGGUACCACUUCCGGCACCUCAGCUGACUGUGCUAUGUGGUACCGGGUGCUGCAGCGGGAGCUGCGGCUUCGGGCCCUGAGGGAGGGUCAGCUACCCAGUGUGGCCAGCGCAGCCAAGCUCUUGUCGGCCAUGAUGUCUCGCUACCGGGGGCUGGAUCUGUGUGUGGCCACUGCCUUGUGUGGCUGGGACCGCUCUGGCCCUGCUCUCUUCUACGUGUACAGUGACGGCACCCGCUUGCAGGGGGACAUAUUCUCUGUGGGCUCGGGAUCUCCCUAUGCCUAUGGUGUGCUAGACCGUGGCUACCACUAUGACAUGACCAUCCAGGAAGCCUACACUUUGGCCCGUUGCGCUGUGGCCCACGCCACCCACCGUGAUGCCUACUCAGGGGGCUCUGUAGACCUUUUCCACGUGCGGGAGAGUGGCUGGGAAUACGUGUCAUGCAGCGACGUGUGUGUUCUGUACAGGGAACUGCAGAUGUUCACAGAAGCAGAGCUGGAGGGUGAGGCCCAUCAGACCCAGCCUGAGCCUGUCAUUCUUCGUGGAGCUGAGGAAGGUGGAGAAUUCCCUGUGGGGCCAAGGGAGAUGGCACCAGGAGAUUCCAGGAUACCAGCAGAGACUGAGACAUUGUGAGAAGUGCAGGACUUGGGGACCAGGGUGAGGGAGUGGGCUGGUGGAGGGAGCAGUGGGAAGGCUCUGCUGGGAGCAGCCUCAAGCCCCUGGAUCCAGCCCUUCUGGGUUACCUGCUUCAUUUGUUCCAAGUCCCCAGCUCUUCUGCCUCCAAGAGCUACGGAUGGCUCUGUCCAACAUGUUUGUAUUGAUGCCUGAUGUGUUUAUCCAUCCUCCUCGUCUCCAAGCUGACUUUGAGUAAACACUUGCUGUGUGCCUACUGCCCACCAGAUGCCAGGGGGCUUGAUCUCCUUUUCUCAUUAGGUACUGGUGCUAGGUGCUAGACCUCCUUUUCUGGC